AUGUCAAGAUCCUCUCGAAUCAAGCAAUUUGACGGGAUCGUCGAUCGAUCGAUUGAUCGAUUGAUUGAUUGAUUGAUUGAUUGAUGGGCAAUGACGGGGCGGAGACGACAAGAGUGGAGCAGGGACUGGCGGGACAACGAGGUGGAGGAGAAGAGGGCGAGGAGGAGGAGGACGACGACGAAGAAGAAGAAGAAGAAGAGGGCGAGGAGGAGGACAAAGAAGAGAUGGAGGAGGAGGAGGGAGGUAGCGGCGAUGGAGAAGAGCGAGGAGGAGGCCUCGACAAUGGCGGAGGAGGAGGAGGAAGAAGAGGAGGAGGAGGUGGAGGGGGAGAAGGAGGACGACGAAGAGGAGGAGGAGGAGGAGGAGGCCAUGGUCAAUGAGGAGGAGGAGGAGGAUGAGGAACGGGAGGAGCGCCCGACGAUGGACGACGAGGAGGAGGUGGAGGAGGAGGGGGCCGCGUGGAGCAGGGACUGGCGGGACAAUAAGGUGGAGGAGGAGGAGGAGGAGCAGGAGGAGGAAGAGGAGGACCAUGAGGAGGAGGAGGAGGAGGAGGAGGAGGAGGAGGAAGAAGAAGAGGAGGAGGUGGAGGAGAAGGAGGACGACGAAGAGGGGGAGGAGGAGGAAGAAGAGGGGGAGGCCUACCUUCUAUUUCAGAAUAUAUAUGCGAUGAAGAUGAAGAGAGGGACUUGGAGCAGGGACUGGCGGGACAACGAGGUGGAGGAGGAGGAGGAGCAAGAGGAGGAAGUGGAGGACCAUGAGGAGGAGGAGGAGGAGGAGGAGGAAGAAGAGGAGAAGGAGGUGGAGGAGGAGAAGGAGGACGACGAAGAGGGGGAGGAGGAGGAAGAAGAGGGGGAGGAGGAGGAAGAAGAGGAGGAGGAGGUGGAGGAGGAGGAGGACGACGACGAAGAGGAGGAGGAGGAGGAGGAGGAGGAGGCCACGGUCAAUGAGGAGGACAAGGAGGAGGAGGAGGAAGAAGAAGAGGAGGAGGAGGAAGAAGAGGAGGAGGGUCCGACGACGGAGGAACUUUCCCGCCAAUUCUCGGAGUGGAGCAGGGACUGGCGGGACAACGAGGUGGAGGAGGAGCAGGAGGAGGAAGAGGAGGACCAUGAGGAGGAGGAGGAAGAAGAAGAGGAGGAGGAGGAGGAAGAAGAGGAGGAGGAGGUGGAGGAGGAGGAGGACGACGAAGAGGGGGAGGAGGAGGAAGAAGAGGCGGAGGCCUACCUUCUUUUUCAGAAUAUCUAUCCGAUGAAGAUGAAGAGAGGGGCCCGAUAGGACUGGCGGGACAACGAGGUGGAGGAGAAGGAGGAGGAGAAGGAGGAGGAAGAGGACCAUGAGGAGGAGGAGGAGAAAGAAGAGGAGGAGGAGGAGGAGGAAGAAGAGGAGGAGGUGGAGGAGGAGAAGGAGGAGGACGAAGAGGGGGAGGAGGAGGAAGAAGAGGAGGAAAAGGAGGACGACGAAGAGGAGGAGGAGGAGGAGGAGGAGGAGGAGGAGGAGGAGGAAGAGGAGGAGGAGGAAGAAGAGAAGGAGGAAGAAGAGGAGGAAGAAGAGAAGGGUCCGACGAUGGAGGAACUGGCUCACCUAGCGUACGGUCUGUACGAGUUUGUGGUGAUGCCUUUUGGCCUUUGCAAUGCUCCUGGCACCUUUCAGCACAUUAUGAAUCGGAUAUUCCAUGACUACUUGGAUAAGUUUGUCAUCGUGUACCCCGAUGACAUACUUAUUUUUAGUAAGACUGUCGAGGAGCACGUAGCACACUUAGACAAAGUUCUCAGUCUCCUGCGACAGCACAAGUUCAAGAUCAACGGUGAAAAGUGCGAGUUUGGCCGCACCCGUAUCUUGUACUUGGGUCAUGAGAUCUCCGCGGAAGGGUUGAAGCCCGAUGACGCGAAGGUGGUCAGCAUUCGUGAUUGGCCACAACCUCAGUCGGUGACUAAGAUGAGAUCUUUCUUAGGAAUGACAGGCUACUACCGGACUUUUGUAAAGAACUAUAGCAUUGUGGCCGCUCCUUUGACUGAUCUGACCCGCCUUGACACCCCGUGGGAGUGGACAGAUGAGUGCGAGGCUGCUUUCAGACAUCUAAAGCAUGCAUUGACGCACUAUGAAGUCUUGAAGCUACCCGAUCCUGAUAAGCCAUUUAUAGUAACCACGGAUGCUAGCCAAUAUGGCAUUGGCGCCGUGCUUGCGCAGCAGGAGGGGCCAAAGUUGAGGCCAGUUGAGUACAUGUCCAAGAAAAUGCCAACUCAGAAGUUGGCUAAGUCUACUUAUGAGAAGGAACUCUAUGCGGUGUACAAGGCUCUCACCCAUUGGAGACACUAUCUCCUUGGACGGUUCUUCAUCCUCCGGACUGAUCAUCAGACCCUGAGAUGGAUGAGAACACAACCGGUACUCUCAGAUGGUCUCAAGCGAUGGAUCGAAGUCAUUGAGCAAUAUGACUUUGACCCUCAGUAUCUCAAAGGGGAAUACAACAAGGUUGCUGAUGCCUUAUCGCGCAGACCGGACUUCUCUCAGCUGUACGUGGAAACUCGUCAAGUAUGCCAAAGAGACAAGCCCCGUACUCAGGCUCCUCUUGGGCUCAAGCCCCUUCCGAUUCCGGAAAGGCCGGGUGAAAGUUUGUCCAUGGACUUCAUGGAUACGCUGGUCACCAGCAAGAGUGGGAUGAGACAGAUCUUUGUCAUCGUGGAUAGGUUUGAAGGGACAGGUCCUGAUGGUCCAUCAUAUGUCAUCCGUAUCUCUGGUCAUCUCAGAACUCACCCUGUCUUUCACGCCUCUAAGCUCGCCGCGUUCGAGGAAACUGAUCAGUUUCCCUCUCGUCGGUCAAUGCUGCCCCCAACCAUGGACAAAGAAGUCGACAUCGAUGAUAUCGUCGACCACAGGGAGAUGCCUGUUCAGAAGCCUCCAGGACGGGGACGUCCUCCAAAGCCAAAGCUACAGUUCCGUGUCCACUUCAGACAUCAUACAGAUCUGAAGGAGGACCGCUGGUUUACUAGGGAGGAAUUGAUGCAGACCGCUCCUCAAAUCGUUGCCCGCUAUGAGAGGGAUGUAUUGAAAGGAAAGCGCCAGAUGGCGGCAGAUUGAUCUUCUCAGAGGACUAACGAAGAUAUGGAGGAGGGAAUGCGAGGCAACACCCGCUUAGCCCCUACGGGCCCUUACGGCCGCCCUAAGUGAAG
Molecule: messenger RNA, 3164 nt
Organism: Chara braunii
Lineage: Eukaryota; Viridiplantae; Streptophyta; Charophyceae; Charales; Characeae
Source: the annotation of a GenBank genome assembly